This is a messenger RNA of Aspergillus nidulans FGSC A4, 2191 nucleotides long. Its product is annotated as SD08430p. Gene Ontology annotation, biological process: acetyl-CoA transmembrane transport. The coding region runs from base 312 to 2042 and encodes 576 amino acids. Gene Ontology annotation, molecular function: acetyl-CoA transmembrane transporter activity. Lineage: Eukaryota; Fungi; Ascomycota; Eurotiomycetes; Eurotiales; Aspergillaceae. The transcript has 2 exons. Gene Ontology annotation, cellular component: membrane. The record is from RefSeq and is a predicted model, not a curated record.
CCGCUCCAGUCAGGGCGAUCCCGAAACCCAGUCAAUUCUUCCGUCUUCCUCUUCUCCGUCUUCUUUUCCUCUAUCCAUGUCCAGGAUCUUUACCGUCGCGGCUCUCCCACUACCCACCCGAACGCCGACGAGGUCGAGCUUCAGAAUCUAGCAUGCAGGAUCAGAGAUAAAUCACAAACACAGAGAUUCAACAGACUGAUCAGCAUCUGGAGACCAAUUUCGCGCCUGUCCAGCCGAUCCAACAUUGACGCGUACUCCCCCUGCAAGACAUCCUGGCACGCGAUCUUCGCAACCGUGGGCGUGACACACUAAUGAAGCGCAAGAAUAACACUGUUUCCAAACGUCGGUCCAAGCCCAACCUCAGCGUUGCGACCGGCCAGAACGGCAACGCUCACGGAAAAAUGAAUUCCAACAUCGAGAUGCGCAAGCGCGAUACCUCUACCGGGUCGUCCUCGUCCGCGCGAGCAGAUCGCUUCAUGUCUCGAUCGAGCUUCACCCUUGACCAGGACCCGCCGACGCCCCAAACACCUGGAAUGACGACGACGAGCUUCUCAGAUCUCCCGUCUAGUGAUAAAAGGAACUUUAUGCUGCUGUGUUUGCUAUAUUUUCUUCAGGGGGUUCCAAUGGGAUUGGCCACGGGGUCGGUUCCGUUCCUACUCAAGCCGUACCUUUCAUACGGACAGAUCGGUGUCUUUUCGCUAGCAUCCUACCCCUACUCGCUCAAAUUACUCUGGAGUCCUAUCGUGGAUGCUGUAUGGAGUCGCAGGUUUGGUCGCCGGAAGAGCUGGAUCACUCCUGUCCAGGUCAUUGCCGGACUGGCCAUGAUUUAUCUCGGAGGGCAUAUCGAAGACAUGAUGAAGCAGGCUGGCGCCAACGGUGGGGCUGGUGUCUGGAAGUUUACAUACUGGUGGUUCUUGCUGGUGUUUUUCUGCGCAACUCAGGACAUUGCUGUGGAUGGAUGGGCGAUCACUCUCAUGUCGCCGCCAAACAUCUCCUACGCUUCCACCGCACAGACUGUUGGCUUGACCGCUGGUCAUUUCCUGUCUUACACGGUCUUCCUCGCGUUCAAUUCGAAGGACUUUGCGAACCGAUGGUUCCGGACGACUCCCGCUGAAGGAGGCCUUCUCUCACUUGGCACGUACCUGACGAUCUGGGGCUGGGCGUACCUCGUCGUGACCACCUGCCUAGCUCUUAUGAAGAAAGAAGAUCAUGUCUCAGAGCGUGACAGCAUUUCUGCCGUCUACCGCAGCAUGUGGAGCGUUCUAAAGCUCAAGAACGUCCAGACCAUCAUCAUAGUCCAUCUGAUCGCCAAAAUCGGCUUCCAGGCUAACGACGGAGUGACCAGUCUAAAGCUUCUAGACAAAGGCUUCGGUCAGGACAACAUGGCUCUGGUUGUUCUCAUCGACUUUCCCUUUGAAAUCGGCCUAGGCUACUAUGCCGGGAAAUGGUCGACGGAGUACACUCCAAUGCGCCUCUGGUGCUGGGCCUUUGUCGGACGACUCGCUGCUGCCAUCCUAGCCCAGUUCACCGUCAUGAUCUACCCCUCUGCCCCAGAAGUGCCCACCUGGUACAUGUUGACCGUAAUCUUCGAACAUGUCGCCUCAACAUUCAUGAAUACUGUCAUGUUCGUUGCAGUGUCCGCUUUCCAUGCUCGCGUUUCUGAUCCCGCCAUCGGUGGUACCUACAUGACUAUGCUAGCAACAGUCUCAAACCUCGGCGGUACAUUCCCGCGCUACUUCAUCCUGAAACUCGUCGACAUGUUCACUGAGGCCACCUGCGUCCCACCAACCACCAACCCUUCACCAGGUUCUCUGAAAGGCGACCUCGUCACGUCUCCGUUCUCAUGUGCCGUGGAACCAGAUCGUACCCGCUGCAUUGACGGCGGUGGCACUUGCGAUAUCACAAGAGACGGCUACUAUAUGACGAAUAUUCUUUGCGUGCUGGUUGGGACGGUAACAUUUAUCAUGUUCAUCAAGCCUGCUGUUUUGAAGUUGCAAAGUUUGCCGUUACGGGCUUGGAGAUUGGCGCCUGGGCGGGAAUGAUUUUUUUUGGACGUUGGUAACGGUGAUACAGUGCAAAUAUACAUAUACAUACAAGGUCUUUGUAUGUGGGUAGACUAGAGUCAUAUUAUCAAGGUACAUUAAUUAGACUCAUGAGUGUGCAUCAAGCGUGCGUCAUUCGCUGAAUUAAA